UUUUCAGUCUAUUUUCACAUUCGCUAGUUAGGGUUUUAAAUAAAAUAUUCUUCUUUUGGAAUAUAAAAACUAGCGGUUGAGUUCAUAAAUAAUACAAAAGAAAACAUGAGAUUCUAUGUAGCUGUAUUAAUCGCAGCUGUGACUGUAAAUUGUCUCGUGACGGCAAUAAAUGCUGUAGAAGCCACCGAUACAGUGGAAGUGCCAUACAUUGAUAUGCUGUUGCCACCAUUGGAAGAUGUACAAGACAGCAGCAAAGAUGCACCAGCUAAAAUUAAUGUAACAGCCAAGGCAACGCCUGCACCGAUAAAAACUACUAGCACAACAACGACAACGAAAAAACCCAUAACUAAUGAGGUGAAUAAUAUUUUACCUGAACUAUCGAUUGAGGCUUUGUUGCCACCUUUAUUUGAGGCUAAAAUUGAGAAGGAAGAUACAAAAAAGACAACAACACAAAAACCUACCACCACAACAACUACGACGACAACAACAAGAAGGCCUACAACCACUACGACUAAGACCACCACCACUACUACCGCUAAACCUUUAACUACGACCACUACUACGGUAAAACCUUCAAAAGUAGAAGUACCUGAUUUAUUUUUGGAUUCUUUGCUGCCACCCCUACUUGAUAAUGAAAUUGUUGAUGCUAAUGAAAACAAAGUUGUUGUAACCACACCAAAACCCAUUAAAACUACUAAAAAAUCAUAUUAUCAACAACAAAAAGAUCUUCUCGUAAAUGAUCAACCUGAGGCACAUACCAAAAACUAUCAAAAACAACAACAAUUAAAACAUAUAUCAACCAGCCAUACCGACAAAGAUAUCAAAAACUACAAUAAACCAAUAGCUACCACCACCGCUUUUACUACUACCAAUGAUAAACAUGUUGCUGAAAGUAAAACUCUAACAAAACAAGUUUCUUUAGCCACACAAACGCCAAGCAUCAAGUUGCAAAGCAAGAUCGAAACUAUGGCUAAGCAACAUGUAACUAAACAAGUAUCUCAACAUAAACACUCAACCAGCAACUCUCAAGCCAACGGUAAACAAUUUAAUAAUUACAGCUUCGAUUUAUACUUCGGUUCGACUACACCAAGGCCACCCAAAAGUGGUCUACCAACAAUUACUCCAUUCCCUCAUCGUUUGGGAAGAUAAACGAAUGGUUCUUAUUACACUACAUUUUUAAGACUUAAUUUAUUAUAAAUACUUCACAAAAAAAAACAAUAA
Messenger RNA from Lucilia sericata (common green bottle fly), 1221 nucleotides. Its product is annotated as mucin-5AC-like. The record is from RefSeq and is a predicted model, not a curated record. Lineage: Eukaryota; Metazoa; Arthropoda; Insecta; Diptera; Calliphoridae. The transcript has 2 exons. The coding region runs from base 106 to 1149 and encodes 347 amino acids.